Molecule: messenger RNA, 4082 nt
Organism: Halichondria panicea
Lineage: Eukaryota; Metazoa; Porifera; Demospongiae; Suberitida; Halichondriidae
Product: putative elongator complex protein 1
Exons: 22
Coding region: 68-4027 (1319 amino acids)
Biological process (GO): tRNA wobble base 5-methoxycarbonylmethyl-2-thiouridinylation
Cellular component (GO): elongator holoenzyme complex; cytosol
Molecular function (GO): protein binding; tRNA binding
Source: RefSeq, a predicted model, not a curated record
AUCUACACGUGGAGUGAAAAGCUACAGAAAAAACCAUACACUGAAAAUUUUAUACUUUGUACUCAACAUGAGGAACCUGGUUGGUACCAAUCUCACCACUGUGCCCUCACAAGCCGGACAGCUCUCCGUCCUCCACCAGUUCUGUGUGGAUGCCGACAAGCUGUGCGUGUGGCUGGCUGCAGACAAUGAGCUCUGCUGUAUAGAGGAAAAUGGAAGGUUUAUGAACAUGGCACCUCUCUCAAGUCACCUGACACCCGGGGACACAGUCAUAGCAAUGGAAUUCGUGCCAGAUCUUGAAUCUGUAUGUCUGGCACUGUCGAGUGGUGACAUCCUUAUGUAUAACACGAUGUCAUGUGACCUGGAGUGUGUGGGCGGGGUGGAUGCUGGUCUGGCCGGUAUGAGCUGGAGCCCUGAUCAAGACGUUGUCAUUUUGGUUACAAAGGAUGACAAAUUAGUCCUCAUGACGAUGGAUUUCGACUCAAUUGUGGAAACCACUCUUCAUCCUGAAGACUUCGGUGAAUCUCAGCCGGUGACAGUCGGGUGGGGGAAGAAGGAGACACAGUUCCAUGGCUCUCAGGGGAAGCCAAAACCUCAGGCAGCUCAAAAACCGGAAGUGGCUCCUGCCCUGAGCUGGGACGAUGGGAGAACAAGAGUUAGUUGGCGUGGUGAUGGAGAGUAUUUUGUGGUGAGCUGUAUCGAUUCGGCCAGCGGAGCACGGAGGAUUCGUGUCUAUAACAGAAUGUGUGUGCUGCAAGCCACCAGUGACAACUGUAACGGCCUGGGGCAAUGUCUACAUUGGAGGCCCAGUGGUAAUCUGAUAGCAUCGUCUCAAAUGAAGCCUCAUCGACAAGACAUCGUGUUCUUUGAGCGCAACGGCCUUCAGCAUGGGGAAUUCCCCCUACAGGAAGGGGCGUGGCUUGUACAGGAGGUGUGCUGGAACAAUGACUCAAGUGUGCUGGCAGUGUUACUGAAAAAUGGAGACAGUGAUCAACAAGCAACUCACACUACCAAAGUUCAGUUGUGGACGGUGGGUAAUUAUCAUUGGUAUCUGAAGCAAGAGAUCAGGGUCAAAAGGUCAAAGAAAACCACACCCACAGGCGAUCUGGUUGGCAUUGUGUGGGAUCCAAUUAAGCCACUGAGACUUCACAUGCUCACUACAGAUGGAGACUACUGGUGCUAUAACUGGCGUUGGUGCGUGGACACAAGCCACACCCACUCCCCUCAAAACUCCGCCCCUGUCGCCGUUAUCGACGGAGCCUGUAUUCUCCUCACCUCGUUCCGUUUCAGUGUGAUACCACCUCCUAUGGCUUCACACAAAAUCUCCAUGACGACACCUGUGACGUCCGUCUCAUUUGCCCCAUCCCCUAUGAGCAACAAUUUCCUCGCUCUACUGGCAGAUGGUUCUGUAGCUGUGUUUGGCUGUGACGAGAAAGCAGCUGUUUCAAAGGACACACUUGGUUUUCGGCAGUUAAAUGAGUGUCCGAAACUUGUUGGUAUGGCUACGGUGGAUGUGGAGUGUGUGAGAUGUGUGGCUUGGUGGAAGCCAGACAAGCUAUUGGCCGUUGGCAGGAAAGAAGGACAAGAAGUUAUUGUGGAAUGUAACCUCUCAUUGGGGUCAGAGGUCAACAUCAGUGUCAACUAUAGAGUGCCCUCCCCCUCCCCUGUAUUCUCACUCUGUGUCAACCCUAACACCGGCUCAGCCAUUGCACAGCUGGCAGACGGUAAGGGAUUGCUAUGGAUACGAUCAGAUGGGUCCUCCCUCAAUUUGGAGCCUGCUUCAAGAGUGCUUCCUGACGGCCAGACUUGCGAACAAAUUGCACUGGCUGUGUUUAACGGCGAGGAACGUGUAGUUGGUCUGAACGAGUUCUCGGGUGCUCUGUAUGUGGGCGGAGCAAAAGUGACCUCUGGAUGCACGUCGUUUGCCCUCCACAACGAGUUUCUGUUGCUAACGACCACUGCACAUGUACUCAGAUUUAUCAGUUUGACCUCUGAGCCCCAAGCUCUCCCUGACAUUUCUCAGUCGUCCCUGCAAGAUAAGUCAGUGCGAUCUUUAGAGAGAGGCUCAAAGCUCGUGUGUGUGGUACCGUACGACAGCAGGGUGGUGUUGCAGAUGCCUCGAGGCAAUCUGGAGACCAUCUACCCUCGGGCGUUGGUACUGUCCAGUGUGCGUAGAGCUCUGGAUCGUAUCGACUACAAGAGUGCUUUUAUUGCCAUGAGAAAACAUCGAAUCAACCUCAACCUACUCCAUGAUCACAACCCUCAGGUGUUCAUGAAGCGUGUGGGUGACUUUGUAGAGCAGCUGGAGAGAGUGAACUUCAUCAAUCUGUUCCUAACUGAGCUCAAAGAAGAGGAUGUAACUACAACAAUGUACCUGAGACUAGCAGAGACGUAUUGUGAGGGUGGUGGAGUUAGUGACUCUCGUGAGGGUGGUGGAGUUAGUGACUCGUGUGAGGGUGGUGGGAGGAACAAAGUAGACAGUGUGUGUGCAGCUGUGAGGGGUGCUCUUGUUUCCAAGGGAACAAACAAAUACCUCCUUUCCAUCAUCACAACACAUGUACGAGAGACCACACCCAACUUGGAGGCUGUGUUGGCCAUUCUAAAGAACUUGAAAGCUCACACUGACAGGAGCUUGGCUGACGAGGCUGUCAAGUACGCCCUUCUCUUAGUGGACGUGAAUGAGCUGUACAACAUUGCCCUGGGCAUGUAUGACUUUGCCCUUGUGCUUCUGGUGGCGGAGAAGUCGCAAAAGGAUCCGAAAGAGUAUCUGCCGUUUUUGAAUGAGCUUCGAAAGUUGCCCGUCGACUACCAGCGCUAUAAAAUUGAUGUUUACUUACAGAGAUAUGGCAGAGCGCUGGAACAUAUUUGUAAAUGUGGUAGUGACAAGUUCUCAGAAUGUCUUGCGCUAAUUAGAACUCGUUCUCUCUACUCUCAAGCUCUCGCUAUCUACAGUGAUAUCACCUCAAGCGAAUACAAGGAGAUUGCUGCAAGUUACGGUGUUCACUUACGAAGCAAUGGAAAGCAUCGAGAAGCUGGACUCAUGUUUGCCCAGUGUGGGGAUUGUGAAGAAGCUCUCAAGUCGUUUGAGAAGUCUGGUGACUGGAGACAGGUGUUCCCACUCUCAGCACAGCUGCAGUACUCUCAACCAGACACAGCUGCACUAGCAAGAAGAAUCGCAAACCAUCUGAAGUCGGUCAAAAGGCACACUGAAGCUGCUCAAGUGCUACUGGACUAUGCAAGGGACGUAGUAGAGGGUGUGGUCACCCUGCUGGAGGGCAGCUGCUGGGAGGAAGCAUUGCGACUGGCCCACCUACACUGCCAAUCCAAUCUGGUCGAGAGCCAUAUCCGGCCGAGUGUUAUGGAGGCUGCAUCUUCACAGCUGGCUUUGUUUGAGACCAUGGAGACCACGUUUGUCCGACACACCUCACGGCUUGAGGUGGUGAGGAGAUUGAAGAGGGAGAAAGAGCAAGCUAUACUUGAGGGUACGUAUGUGGCUGACGAGAGAGAUGUUGAUCUUUUCUCCGACACGAGCAGUGUGACUGGUCGAUCAUCUGUGAGCUCCCUCCCCUCCAGUGUCCUCUCCAAAGCCUCAGGGAGGUCCUCAAAGAAUCGUCGCAAGGCUGAACGAAAGAAGCACAGUCUUAGAGAAGGAAGUACUCACGAGGAUGUGGCUCUGAUGGAAGCUCUCGCCGAGAUUGUCGGUACGGUUGACCGACUACAAGACAGCGUUUCUAGUCUACUGAGCAUGCUCGUACUGUUUGGCUUGAUGGAUACGGGGAGAGCGUUGCAGACGGUGUUUGAACGAUUAUUGGGUGUGGUCAAGAUGAGAGUGAAAGAGGUGUGGUCACCUGCUGUGAAGUUGGAGAGCAAGGAAAACACAACACAGGGUGUGAUUGGACCUGCUGCAACAGUGAACAGUAUAGUAGCUGCAAUGCAAUCUUCAUCUAAAGAGGACAAUUCUUCCAUUGGUGUGUCAUCAUCGCCUCAACUGAGAAACAAUGUGAACUGGAAACUUGAUGUAUUUACUUAGCCAAUUAUUGUGAACUGUUUAUUACAUAAAUCAUGUUGCUUCUCCAUAAGUUAAA